Lolium rigidum is the source of this 1465-nucleotide messenger RNA. Its product is annotated as putrescine hydroxycinnamoyltransferase-like. Bases 90 to 1409 code for a protein of 439 amino acids. The transcript has a single exon. Gene Ontology annotation, molecular function: acyltransferase activity, transferring groups other than amino-acyl groups. The record is from RefSeq and is a predicted model, not a curated record. Lineage: Eukaryota; Viridiplantae; Streptophyta; Magnoliopsida; Poales; Poaceae.
AACACUUUUCAUCGAUUCAUAUAUCUCCCUCGCUCGCUGGCCUGCAACAACACUCACCCUCGAUCAUACGCUUAUACACGGCCGGCGCCAUGGAGGUGAAGGUGGUGAGCUCGAAGCUGGUGAAGCCGCGGUACCCCGAGGGCGUGCCUCUGCCGGACACGACGGAGCACGUGCCGUCCUCGGUGUUCGAUAAGAUCACGUACCACAUCCAGAUGGCCAUCAUCUACGCGUUCACGGCGCCGUCGCCCUCCACGGCCGACAUCGAGCGCGGCCUCGCCGACGUGCUGGCCGUCUACCGCCUCUUCGCCGGCCAGGUCGGCGCUGGCCCGGAUGGCUCGCCGGGUGUCCUGCUCAACGACCACGGGACGCGGCUCGUGGAGGCGCACGUGGAUGGGGCCACCCUCGCCGACGUCGCGCCGAACAAGCCCACGCCGGAGAUCCUGAAGCUGCACCCGAACCUCGAGGGGGAGAUCGAGGAGGUGGUGCAGGUGCAGCUCACGCGGUUCGCCUGCGGGUCCCUUGCCGUUGGCUUCACGGCCAACCACGCCGUCGCCGAUGGCCACGCCACCAGCGACUUCCUCGUCGCAUGGGGCCGCGCCGCGCGGGGGCUUGAUCAUGUCCGUGUCGGCCAGUCCUUGUCGCCGCCGCACAACCACCCCGACCUCUUCCGGCCGCGCGACCCGCCGGCCAUUGAGUUCGAGCACCGUGGCGCGGAGUAUGAACGUCCAGCACCAGCCAACUCCAGCCAUGAGUGCCACGGUGCUGAUAGCGUGGUCAUCCACAAGGCGCACUUCACCAAGGACUUCAUCGCCGGGCUGCGCGCCAAGGCGUCGGCAGGGAGGGGCCGGCCGUUUAGCCGGUUCGAGACCACCCUGGCCCACCUCUGGCGCACCAUGGCGCGCGCGCGUGGCCUCGGCCCCCACGAGACCUCCGCCAUCCGAGUCUCCGUCGACGGGCGGCGCCGCCUGGCCACCCCGCCAGACUACUUCGGAAACCUCGUCCUCUGGGCGUUCCCGCGCGCCACGGCCGGUGACCUCCUAAACCGGCCGCUGAAGCACGCGGCGCAGGUGAUACACGACGCGGUGGCACGGGUGGACGGCGCAUACUUCCAGUCCCUCGUAGAUUUCGUGAGCUCCGGUGCCGUGGAGCGGGAGGGGCUGGAGAAGACGGCGGUGCUGCACGACGUGCUCUGCCCGGACAUGGAGGUGGACAGCUGGCUGACGUUCCCGUUCUACGAGCUGGACUUCGGCACGGGCAGCCCGAGCUACUUCAUGCCGUCCUACUUCCCCUCGGAGGGGAUGCUCUUCCUUGCGCCGUCCUACAUCGGCGACGGCAGCGUCGAUGCCUUUGUCCCAGUCUUCGAGCACAAUCUUCAGGCCUUCAAAGAAUGCUGCUAUUCCGCGGAGUAGGAGCAGGCCAUGGCUAUGAACCAGAGAUCGUUUUUUUUUCCUUCUUGUUCAGAAUU